Messenger RNA from Uncinocarpus reesii 1704, 567 nucleotides. Its product is annotated as cell division control protein 42. Gene Ontology annotation, cellular component: cytoskeleton; cell projection; cytoplasmic vesicle. Gene Ontology annotation, biological process: actin filament organization; small GTPase-mediated signal transduction; regulation of actin cytoskeleton organization. The record is from RefSeq and is a predicted model, not a curated record. Gene Ontology annotation, molecular function: protein kinase binding; GTP binding; GTPase activity. NCBI's taxonomy places the organism in Eukaryota, Fungi, Ascomycota, Eurotiomycetes, Onygenales, Onygenaceae. The coding region runs from base 1 to 567 and encodes 188 amino acids. The transcript is spliced from 5 exons.
AUGGCUUCUGGACCUGCUACUCAGUCUCUGAAGACUUGCCUUCUGAUUUCAUACACCACCAAUGCCUUUCCUGGGGAAUAUAUUCCAACUGUGUUUGACAACUACUCAGCAAGUGUUAUGGUGGAUGGUAAGCCAAUUAGCCUUGGACUCUGGGACACUGCAGGCCAGGAAGAUUACGAUAGGCUGCGCCCACUAUCCUACCCCCAAACAGAUGUCUUCUUGAUCUGUUUCUCAAUCGUUAGCCCUCCAUCAUUCGAUAACGUUAAGGCGAAAUGGUACCCGGAAAUCGAGCAUCAUGCCCCUGGUGUUCCAAUUAUUCUCGUCGGUACUAAACUCGAUUUAAGAGACGAUAAAGGCACGAAUGACAACCUUCGUGCGAAGAAGAUGGAACCGGUCAGUUACGAGCAGGCUUUGGCUGUUGCAAAAGAAAUCAGGGCCCAGAAGUACCUGGAAUGUUCCGCUUUGACCCAACGAAACUUGAAGAGCGUCUUUGAUGAGGCAAUUCGAGCUGUUCUGAAUCCCCGACCCGUAGCGAAGCCAAAGGCAAAGAGAUGUAGCAUACUCUAA